This is a messenger RNA of Aspergillus uvarum CBS 121591, 1740 nucleotides long. It is a transcript of the gene rcoA, whose product is annotated as putative transcriptional repressor TupA/RocA. The transcript is spliced from 7 exons. The record is from RefSeq and is a predicted model, not a curated record. Bases 1 to 1740 code for a protein of 579 amino acids. Lineage: Eukaryota; Fungi; Ascomycota; Eurotiomycetes; Eurotiales; Aspergillaceae. Gene Ontology annotation, molecular function: protein binding.
AUGUAUAACACUCAUCGCGGGAUGGUUCCCGCUCCUAACUCCCGCCUGACGGAGUUGUUGGACCAGCUCCGUCAGGAAUUCGAGAACCAAUCCAGAAGCACUGGCGAGUUUGAACACCAAUUAACCGGACAGCUGCAGGAAAUGGAAAUGAUCCGGCAAAAAAUCUUUCAGCUGGAGCAGACGCAAGUUAAGAUGAAGAACGACUAUGAAGCGGAAAUUCGAGUGCUACGACACGAGCUUGAGUCUCGCGGUGUCCAACCCGUCUCAUCGCAUAUCACCGGCCCUGCCCAGCACGCUGGCCCUUCCCAGGCGCCGCCUCCUGCCUUGGGUCAUGGUCCGAGCAACUUGUUCGGCGGUAUCAUGACCAAUCAAGGAGGCAGUGGCCCCGGUCUUGCCCCUCCCCCUCCCCAGGAUCAGCAGCCUCCCCAGCAUACUCUUCAACAGCCUGCUGCCGCGGCUCAGCAAGGAGCGCCGCAACCACCGCAGAGCUCGUUCGGAGGAUAUCAACCUGGUGCUGCUGUGAACGGCUAUGGACCCCCUCCUCCACCUGCUGCCUCCCCAGGUCCUGGUAAGCGGCCUCGCGCCCCUCCUGGCCCGGCCACCCCCCAGCAGACCCAUCAGCUCGCCUAUCCCGACCCACGCGUCUCCCCGCAACUGGCUCGGCCGACCCCCCCUACUCAGUCAUUGGUCCGCGAUCGCCCUGGAAACAUGCUCGCCAACUGGAACCCCGACGAGCUACCGGCUUCACAGAAGCGGGAAGGGGCUGAUUGGUAUGCUGUGUUCAACCCCGAAGUGCAGCGCGUACUAGAUGUCGAACUUGUCCACCAUCUCGUUCACGACAGCGUCGUCUGCUGUGUUAGGUUUAGCAGAGAUGGCAAGUACCUAGCCACUGGCUGUAACCGUCAGGCACAGAUUUACGAUGUUACUUCUGGUCAGGUUGUCGCCACCCUGCAAGACGAAACUGUUGAUAAGAACGGCGAUUUGUACAUUCGUAGCGUUUGCUUCAGCCCGGAUGGCAAGUAUCUUGCUACUGGUGCGGAAGACAAACAAAUUCGGGUUUGGGAUAUCAGCUCUCGGACUAUCAAGCACGUUUUCAGUGGUCACGAACAGGACAUCUACUCUCUGGACUUUGCGGGUAACGGCCGCUAUAUCGCGUCCGGCAGUGGAGAUAAGACUGUUCGUCUUUGGGACAUUCUCGAUGGCAAGUUAGUUUAUACCCUGAGCAUUGAAGAUGGUGUGACCACCGUGGCCAUGUCACCUGAUGGUCAUUACGUCGCUGCGGGUUCCCUCGACAAGAGCGUUCGGGUCUGGGACACCACCACCGGCUACCUUGUGGAGCGCCUGGAAAACCCUGAUGGCCACAAGGAUAGUGUCUACUCGGUCGCAUUUGCACCCAACGGUAGAGACCUCGUCAGUGGCAGUCUCGAUAAGACCAUCAAGCUUUGGGAGCUCAAUGUUCCCCGUGGCGCGUAUCCCGGGAGUGGAGUCAAAGGCGGAAAAUGUGUCCGUACCUUUGAGGGUCACAAGGAUUUUGUGCUCAGUGUCUGCUUGACCCCUGAUGGCCACUGGGUUAUGAGUGGCUCCAAGGAUAGAGGGGUUCAAUUCUGGGAUCCAAUCACCGGCAACGCACAGAUGAUGCUUCAAGGUCAUAAGAACUCGGUUAUCUCUGUUGCUCCUAGUCCCACCAACAAUUUGUUCGCUACAGGUAGCGGUGAUAUGCGGGCAAGAAUUUGGAGGUAA